AGGACUCGGCCGCGGUGGGGAGCCUCGCCGCGCGCGGCAGGGCGCCCUCGCCGUCCUCUGCCGGGCCGUGUGGCCAGCGGCGCCCUCUCCUCUCCGGAGCCCGCGCGCCUUCGUCCAGCAUGCUGGCCCGCCCACGGCUCCGGCCCCCGGCCACCGCCGCCUGGGGCCGGCCGCUCCUUUGGCUGCUUCUCGCCGCCGCCGCCGCCGCCGCCGCGUCGUCGGCCGAGCCGCGCUCGCGAAGUUGUUCCGAAGUCAAGAAGCUCUACGUGGCCAAAGGUUUCAGCCAGAGCGAGGCGCCCAGCCACGAAAUCAACGGUGAUCACUUGAAAGUCUGCCCUCAAGGCUACACAUGCUGCUCUCAAGAGAUGGAAGAAAAAUACAGCCAGCAGAGCAAACAGGACUUCCGAAAUGCUGUGGUGGAACUUAGUAAUAACUUGCAAGCAACCUUCAGUUCCCGGUACAAAAAGUUUGAUGAAUUCUUCAGAGAGCUUCUCGAGAACGCCGAGAAAUCCUUGAACGACAUGUUUGUAAGGACUUACGGCCUCCUGUACAUGCAGAAUUCAGAAAUGUUUAAGGACCUCUUUGUGGAGCUGAAGCGCUACUACACAGGCGGCAGCGUCAACCUGGAGGAGAUGCUCAACGACUUCUGGGCCCGGCUGCUGGAGCGCAUGUUCCGCCUGGUCAACCCCCAGUACCACUUCUCUGACGAGUACCUGGGGUGUGUCAGCAAGUACACGGAGCAGCUCAAGCCCUUUGGGGAUGUGCCCCGCAAGCUGAAGCUCCAGGUGACACGGGCGUUUGUGGCGGCACGCACCUUCGCACAAGGCCUGGCCGUGGCAAGGGACGUGGUUGGCAAGGUGUCUGUGGUCAACCCCACACCUCAGGGGGCCCAAGCCUUGCUAAAGAUGAUGUACUGUCCGUUCUGCCAAGGCCUGGUUGCUGUCAAGCCGUGUUACAACUACUGUUUCAAUGUCAUGAGGGGCUGCCUCGCCAACCAAGGCGAGCUGGACACGGAGUGGAAUAACUUCAUAGAUUCCAUGCUCAUGGUGGCGGAGAGGCUGGAGGGCCCUUUCAACAUUGAAUCCGUCAUGGACCCGAUUGAUGUGAAGAUCUCUGAUGCCAUAAUGAACAUGCAGGAGAACAGCAUGCAGGUCUCCCAAAAGGUUUUCCAAGGGUGUGGGCAGCCCAAGACACUUGCGCAGAGCCGGACGUCUCGCUCCAUUUCAGAAAGCAGCUUCAGUGCCCGUUUCAGACCCUACAACCCAGAGGAGAGGCCGACCACAGCAGCUGGCACCAGCUUAGAUAGACUGGUGACAGAUGUGAAGGAAAGGCUCAAGCAAGCAAAGAAAUUCUGGUCCUCCCUUCCCAGCAAUAUCUGUAGCAAUGAGAAGAUGGCUGCUGACAGCAUCAAUGAAGAAGAGUGCUGGAACGGAAGUGGCAAAAGCAGGUAUGUCUACGCAGUGACAGCAAACGGCUUAGCCAACCAGGCGACCAAUCCUGAAGUGCAAGUUGACACCUUGAAGCCAGACAUGGUGAUUCGCCGGCAAAUCAUGGCCCUCCGCGUGAUGACCAAUAAGAUGAAGAAUGCCUACAACGGGAAUGAUGUUGACUUCAUUGAUAUAAGUGAUGAAAGUAGCGGAGAAGGCAGUGGAAGUGGCUGUGACAUGCAGCAGUGCUCUCCCGAAUUUGUGUUCAACGCAACAGAAGUCAAACAGAACACCAACAAAAUGGACAAGAAUGCCAGCCCCGGCAGUGCCUCCCCCAGGGUGGCCUCCUUAGAAGCACCUCUCCUCUUCAGCACCCUCUUUUUCCUGGCCGUGCAGAGACAGUGGAGAUAACUGUGCCACUCCUUUCUUUCUUUUACUUUUUGAGGGUGGAAAAUGACUGCUAUUAAAAUGAAACAGGCACCCGAAUAGGCACCCGAUUUCACUUUUGUACCAUCUAGUGACUUGGGGGGGCAGGGAGGAGGGGUGUGUGAUUUGUAAGUUAAUGGAGAGCAGUGUACAGUUUUUACCAUGUUGCCGCUGGGUUUCAUGAGUUUUUCCAAGAUCUAUCUCUCUCCUCUCUCUCUCUCUCUCUCUCUCUCUCUCUCUCUCUCUCUCUCUAUUUUUGGGAAGGGGAAGAUGAACAUGAGGAUUUGGACCAGUUAGUCUGACCUGUUGACUGAGAAACCACAAAGAUGUGGUGAACUAAGUUGUAUAUACAGGCCUGUAGGUAGCAUUGCUUUUGUGUUGUUGUUUUUGUUGUUUUUGUUGUUUUUAAAUAGCCCAUUUCUCUCUUGCCUCGCCACAACCCCAUUCCUUUUAUUUUGUUUUAGCCUGUUCCCUGCAAAACAAAUGGCUGAACCAGAGUCCUAUCUUGGCAUGUAUCAAGGAUGAUAUCUCUCCCCUCCCUCAAAAAAAAACCAAAACACACACACAAAAAAACCCAACCCACACGAAAUUAUCUGUACAGAAGCAAAAGGGUUUUUUUUUUUAAAAAAAAUCAUCAUAUUUCAUGGGCAGUGAAAGAAGCUGCCUCUCAAGCAAACAGACACUUCUUUGUAAAAUUUUGAGUUCCCACAUGUAUCCAUUACGCUCAGAUGCCUUACCUAGGAGAGGAAAGGGGCUAAUUUCUUUGUGGGGUGUUCCAAUCUUUAGAACAGAAUGUGAACGGUUAGCUUUUGCACACCUUGUUCCCAGCUGUGGAAAGCAAAUAAUCAUCUCCGCCAGCCCUUCCCCAAGAAAUUACCCAGGUGCAUUUAUGGCAGUGGUUCCUAGCUGGUGUUCCGCAGGCCCCCAACUACCAUAAGAGAUACCAAAAUUUUCAAAAGUAGGAGGUCCAUGGCUUGGCUUUUGAAAACGGGGGGGGGGGGUCUGCAGCUAAUUGGGAACCAUUGAUAUAUGGGGUUCUGCCCCUCCCCCAGCUUAGAAGAGAUUCCACACCCUCCCAGCACCCAAUUUUUAACUGGAGCAAACAUUUGGCUUCCAGAACCCCUUCCUAGUUUUGACAGUGUGGUCCCUAGGUACAAUAUCUGCUACGCUUCCUUGGUGUCAAACUGGGACUGCUACUCUGCAAGCUGUUUCACACAGGGAAAUAGAUUUAGGUCCCAUCUGCUCUAUACUUUUAAAGCAGUAUCAUAUCACUUUAUGACUUCAGCCACGGCUUCUUCCAAAGAAUCAUUGGAUCCAUAGUUCAUUAAGCAUUCUGAAAGUUGUUAGGAGACCCCUGCUCCCCUCCCAGAGCUACAAAUCCCAGAGUGGUUUAACAGUUGAUCCCUCUUCCCACAGAGUUCUGGGAAUUGUAGCUCUGUUGAGGGGAACAGGGGGUCUCCUAACAACUAUCGGUACCCUUAGCAAACUGCAGCUUCUUUGUAGGAAGCUAUGACUUGAAGCCAUAAAGUGAUAUGAUAGUGGUUUGAAUGUAUACUGCUUUUCUCACCAAAUGGAAAAUGGGAAGACUGGUCCAUGUGAUGUGUUUAGACCUCUUCCAGAUUGUUUGGAUCACAGCUCCAGCCUUCAUGGCCAACGGUUAGGGAAGAUGGUUGUCACAGUCAACAGCGACUGAGGGGUAAUAGGCCACAUUAACAGUUGGUGGGUUUUUAAUGGGUUUCCAGGAACAGACUUUUAGGCAACAGGUGAGGGUGAGAGAUUUUACCGAGAGGGAAAGGAAGGAGGCUGAUGUGAGGCAAGAUUUGCAACCUUCUUUCUUGGAAGAUCCCACUUACCUCUAACCUCAGAGGGGGCUAUACUGAGGCAACGGGAAACUCCUGGAUAAAUGUAUAUAUUUUUAUAUUGGGGGGGAAGGGGUGAACAAAUAAAAUCACUUUAAAUAGAAUGAUACAUGUGAAGUCUGCAGGAAGACUAAAAACUUUUCUGGAAGUUUCUCCCUAGUUCAGCCAUCAUUGUGUCGCUCUGACUCUGAGAACAAUUGGCUGAGGGUAAAAGAGAAAGAACGAAAAAGGAACAUCAUCAGAGGGGGAUUUAUUGCUAUCCUGUGUUGUAUUGUAAGCGGAGUGUGUGUGUGUUCGGGUUGUUCCUUCUAUUUUUAUACUGAAAAAUUAAUUGCUUGGUAGACCAGGGUUGGGAUUUUUGUUCACAUCCCCCACCCCCCGCACUGAACCCCCCAAAAAGAAGAACUUUUAUAUAAAAGACAGAAUUGUAUUGGCUGAGAUACUAAAUAAAUUGCUCCUGAGAGGCAUAAUA
Messenger RNA from Podarcis raffonei (Aeolian wall lizard), 4184 nucleotides. RefSeq names its product glypican 4 (gene GPC4). The record is from RefSeq and is a predicted model, not a curated record. The coding region runs from base 120 to 1838 and encodes 572 amino acids. The transcript has 9 exons. NCBI's taxonomy places the organism in Eukaryota, Metazoa, Chordata, Lepidosauria, Squamata, Lacertidae. Gene Ontology annotation, cellular component: synapse; plasma membrane; cell surface. Gene Ontology annotation, biological process: regulation of signal transduction; regulation of protein localization to membrane; cell migration.